Molecule: messenger RNA, 1242 nt
Organism: Cokeromyces recurvatus
Lineage: Eukaryota; Fungi; Mucoromycota; Mucoromycetes; Mucorales; Mucoraceae
Exons: 6
Coding region: 33-1181 (382 amino acids)
Biological process (GO): proton transmembrane transport
Cellular component (GO): vacuolar proton-transporting V-type ATPase, V1 domain
Molecular function (GO): proton-transporting ATPase activity, rotational mechanism
Source: RefSeq, a predicted model, not a curated record
GUUUCCCUUUUUUUUUUCUUAAACAUAAACAAAUGAAAUAUACAUUCAUCUCGGUACCUGCUUUAGGAGACAAGCAAAAUACAUUUUUAAAUAUCAAAGGAAAAUUAACAGAAUAUGCCCAAACUUACAAAUUAAACAUUCCUGAAUUUAAGAUUGGUACUUUGGAUGCAUUGGUACUUUUAUCAGAUGACCUUAUUAAACAUGAUUCAGUUUUUGAACAAUCAGUUAAUAAGAUGAGCGACCUGUUGAAUAACUUAUUGAAAGGUCAACAGUUAAACCUUCAGGAUCAGUUGUUAGUCAAUGAUAAAUCUAUCGAGCAAUAUAUCUCUACUUUUCAAUGGAAUACCAUGAAGUAUCGUACCGAUAAAUCCUUACAAGAAACCACAGCUACAUUAAGUCAAGAAGUUGCAGCUAUUGAUACUGUUAUGAAGAACAAGUUAAACUUAUAUACCCAAAAUAAAAAUGCCCUUCAAACGUUACAACGUAAACAAACCGGUAAUUUAUCUGUUCGUAGCUUAAAUGGUAUUGUUAAGAAGCAACAUUGCGUAUUAAAUUCUGAAUUUUUAACUACCUUAAUUGUUGCUGUACCCAAAACGCUUUAUAAGCAAUGGAAUAACAAAUAUGAAACAUUGACAGAGAUGGUUGUUCCUCGAUCUACUGUUAAAAUUGCCGAAGAUGAAGAAUUUGGGUUAUUCUCUGUUACAUUAUUCAAACGUAUUGCCGAAGAAUAUUGUCACAAGGCAAGAGAAGAAAGAUUUAUUCCUCGUGAUUUUACUUAUGAUGAAGAUGCUUUACAAACACAACAACGUGAAUUAGAAGAAGCAUCUGCUACUGAACGUGAGCAACAUGCUGAAUUACUGCGUUUAGCAAAGAUCAACUUUAGUGAAGCCUUUGCUGCUUGGUUACAUCUUAAGGCACUUAGAGUUUUCGUUGAGUCUGUUCUUCGUUAUGGUUUACCUCCUGAUUUUUGUUCAGUUACUAUUCAAUCAAAGUCCAAAUUUGAAAAAAAAGUAGAUGAAACUUUAGUAGCUCAAUAUGGUCGUUUAGGUGGAGUCCAUGGACAGGCUAUUAAAAAUGAUCAUCAAGAUGAACUUUUGGAUCAUGAAUUACAAUCUGUCAAUGAUAGUAGUUAUCGACCUUAUGUUCAAUUUGAACUUGAUUUUGACUAUGAACGCAGAUAAGAAGAAAAAAAAAUAUAAAAAUAUAUAUUUUCAUAUACAUAUACAUGAAAACAAAUAAAUA